CGCCACCUGCUGCACAGUAUGGCACAAAAAGCGCUCGUUUCCGAGAAGGAACUGUGAGACAGGACGCACCGUACAUCCGCUGAGAUUUUGCUCUUAGUUUAUUGUUUAUUUGUACUUGCUGUAAACAAAAGACCGCCACUACGUCAAGGACUCAAGGCGUCGAGGCUGUAGGCUGGGUGCACGGCCGUACUUGCGCAUCAGCGCGGACCUGUGCGUGGUUGUUUUGAAACAGCUGAUUAAAGCAGCGACAUGCUGAUACACCGCAGAUGUGCCGCGACUGACGUGACUGCGUGCCUGACCUAGUUUGCAACAGUGCUCACAGUCUGGAGUGCAAGAGAAAGGUGUUUCUAAUGGGCCUUGGCUACAGGAGCUGCUGAAGUUUCCAUGUGGAUUACACGCGGUCGAUAGAUCGCUUGCAUCGGGGGAAAAAAAAGAGAGAGAGAGACGACGAUGGAGCUGCCAUAAAUGCGCACGGUUGGCCGCAGUUUCAGUAUAAGCAUUUUGGUUCUUUUGCCUCCUGGGGUACUUACCAGUGCGCAUCGUAGACUGUUGCCGCGUGUUCCUAAAAUGGAGCGUUGAGAGCUCAAUGAACAUGGGAUUAAGCUAGCCAGACGUCGUCUGCUCGCGCAUAUGGAGUCGUACCGACGGAAGCGGAGAGACGCUUUCCGAUUGCUAUCAGCGGGGCGCCUUGUGGGCCGCCGUUGGCGUCUAUUCCAGAGAACCCCACAGCAAGAAGGUGAUCUGGUGCUGACAUUCUCAGCUAAUACAGAUGCUUCAGUGGUGUCAUGGUUCCAGGAACGGCUGCACAGAAAGGUUCCGCAGCUCUCUGUCCAGCUCUGUCGCCACCCACAAAUGGGUCAAGCUGCACUCUACUGCAGUCCUGCUACUGAGCACCUGCUCCUAUGUGGGGCCGAGGAGUUGCGGCUCCGCAAGCGCUUGCGCCCAGAGUGGGGUGGGGGCCACCGGGAGUUCACUCGCGCCGAACAAGACUGCUUUGAAGGGAGCGGCCAGCUUAGCGGCCAGGAACGGCAACGGGUGAUGCUGCACUGGCUGCGGGAGGCACUGCGUGCGUCUGGGCCAGGAGACCAUCCGGGCCCACCAUCAGGUCAUCGCACACCUUGCCUCGAGGGCCAGUGUCUCGUGGAGUGGUGCCUUGCAGAAGGCCUGCUCUGUCAGCUGGUGGCCCUACACUCUCCCAAGGAGUUAGACUGGCUCAAGAAACACUGGGUGCUGGCUUUCUUUCGUGAGCAGCCACUAGAACGUGUGCGGAACUACUUUGGUGCCAAGGUGGCCAUGUACUUUGCCUGGCUGGGCCACUACACCUGGUCUCUGGCUGUGCCAGCCAUUGUUGGUCUGCUUGUUGGCCUUUCCUGUGGUUCUCAUGAAGAACAGGUGCAGGAGGAUGCAUGCUUGGUAGGCUUUGCCCUGCUCAACAUGCUUUGGGCGACCAUCUACCUCGAGCUGUGGAAACGCUACUCUUCCGAGCUUUCCUACCAGUGGGGCACUCUGGACGAGCAGAAUGAGCUGCUUGUAGAACCCAGGCCUCAAUUCAGGGGUGAGCCCAGCCGGAGUCCUGUGACGGGGCGCUUAGAGCCCAACUAUCCUGGCUGGAAGAGGCACCUGUUCCGAUAUCUUGUGACAUUGCCAGUGGUGGCUUCCUGCCUUCUGAUUGUAGUGCUGGCCGUCUUCCUCAUCUUUCAGCUCCAGCACUGGUGGGACGAGUGGCGUGUGCAGAGGCACUUUCUGGGCAACUUUUCUUUCUUGCCUAAGAUACUGCUGGCUGUGGUGAUCCACGUUCUAGACACCGUCUACUAUCGCAUUGCUCUCUGGCUUAACGACAUGGAGAACUACAGACUGGAUCAGGACUACGAGGAUCAGCUGAUUAUAAAGAUUGCAGUGUUCCAGUUUGUCAACUCGUUCCUGUCACUCUUCUACAUUGCCUUCUACCUCCAAGACAUGGAGCAGCUUCGAGAGCAACUUGCAACACUUUUGAUCACACGUCAAGUCCUCGGAAAUAUCAAGGAGAGUGUCAUACCAUUCUUGGUAGAGAGGCUGCACUUGGCUUGCCUUGAAUUGAGCAGCAGUGAAGAAUCUCCGUCAAGUGCGACACCUGAGGAAAGUCCAGGUACCAGCAGUGCAUCAACACCCAAGCUAAGCCAGGGCGAAAUGGAAUGUGCUAUGUUCAAGUACGAAGGCACCUUUGAGGACUACCUGGAGAUGUUCAUCCAAUUUGGCCAUGUCACCCUCUUCUCUUCUGCCUUUCCGUGGGCUGCCCUGUGCGCCUUGCUCAACAACCUAGUUGAAGUGCGCAGCGAUGCCUUCAAGCUGUGCUUUGUCUUCCAGCGCCCCUUUGCUCAGCAGGCCAACAGCAUUGGUACUUGGCAGGUGGCCAUGGAGGUCAUGGGCAUGCUGGCAGUGGUAGUGAACUGUGCACUGAUGGGCACCCUUGGUCAGGUGCAGCGGCUCUGGCCUUCGCUCACUCCCCUUGAGGUGCUGCUUGGUCUGGUGGUGCUAGAGCAUGUGGUCCUCUGCAUCAAGUUUGCCAUUGCUUACGCCAUCCCUGACGUUCCUGAGUGGGUUGCUACAGAGAUGGCCAAGACAGAAUUUCGCCGAAGAGAAGCUGCCAAGGAUGCCAAGCUGACCACGGCUACCAGGGGCACCUGCACUUCUGAAGAUUUCCUCAGCCCCGAACAUCGCUGCCUGUUGGACCCGCUAAGCACUAGCGAGCUAGAUGCAGCCAGCCAGCCAGGUUCCCUGCCCAGUUGGGUUGGACGUCUUCUGCGGAUGCCUGUCGCUAAACCGCGACAAAGGCGACGUACUAUGCCCACAUCCCAGCAGUAACAGCUUGAAGAGUUCCCUCUAUGGCUGAUACCACAAAGCACUACUGGUGCUAGGCAAUACCUUUUCUUUUAAAAAUGGGGGAUUGAACAGGGUGCGAACUGCUCCUUGUGCGAAGUGAUUUUUUGGCUAGAUGUUUGCCUGCAAAAUAAAAUGACUGUUUAGCAGCAGUGAUGCCGACAAGUAUGCACAGCAGUUGUGUAAUCAAAAGCCAUUGGUUACAAUCAGCCCAACUUACUCGCCAUGUGAAAAGUGUCAUCGCACAUUCAGGGUGAUCCGGUAGUUUGUGUGAAGGUUUCAGAAAGUGGUGUAUGAAUAUCGCAAUGAAAGAACAACAACCUGAUAGUACUACAAAUGUGGCUUGAGGUGGAACAAAAAUGUGAUACCAUCACUCAUGUAUGAUAAAACAGGAGCUGGAUGCUGGCACUUCUUGCUCAAGUGUACUUUCUCCUAAGGUUGUGUAAUGUGAGUACACAGUAGGCUGCAGCAGCUCACCGCAAAGCAAAGUGUGCAGGCUGUUGCAAUACGAGUUUGUGGCAGAUCACCAUGAAAGCCAGGGCAGUGAUUUUGGUGGCUUAAUUACAUUAAUGUGUAACAGUUAAACUGUAAAGCCUCAUUGUACUGUGGGUUUUGGUGCCACUUAGUACUCGAUUUCAGUGAGUCAGAACAGCUGUAUAAUGCUUGCAGGCAUUUGUCACCAGAUUGCAGCACCAACACAAGAUUACAAGGUUUGAGCCAACACAUGAUGCAUCACAUCUGGCAUUUCAGCACAGAUGAUGGUGGGAUAGUUCUAUCAUUGAGCCAGUGUACAACAAGCAUACCAAAUCUGUCGGCUAUUCGCAGCGCCACGCUAUCGCCAAUGACAUUCAUCUCUGAUAGAUGUAGCUUAUCUGCCUUCAGUUGCUGGCACUAAACAUUGUGGAGCACUUUGAUGUAACUUGAGCUUGUUCGCUCUGAUUCCUGACUGUGCCAGCAUCACUUAAAUAUGAGCAAAAUCCAUAAAGUGCUAUUUACCAAAUAUCUGAGUGGAGCUUUAAGAACUCCAAAGGUUCCUGAAUUAGCACUGAAUACAAGGACUGUGACCCACAUCUGUAGUGCGUGGUAGUGGGGUACCAUGGCACAUGUUUCACCAUGAUUAGUGCAAACACAAUCAGAUGAAGGGCGUGACAGAAGUAUUGGUUGCAGGAAAAUUGCCUUUGUUUGGAAACAUUAGCUUUUUAUCAGUGUUCUGCGACUUGAAGUUGUGUUGGCCAUUACUGGCUAUUGCUCAGUGCACUGAAUUUUUAGGUGGGCAAUAGCUUCAACAACUACUGAAGUGUGUUUUGCAACACUGCUCUAGGCUUUAUUUUGAUUUUUUCAGCUUGCAUGCUUUGGUGUGUAUGCUUUGGGAUGCUUUUGUAUGUGUCAUAUUCAGUCAAGCAAUAUCACAAAAAACCUGGCCUAGCACUGCACCAGGAUAUCGGCACAGUUUGCUAUUGUUGAUGGCAUUAGCUCAGCCAUUUGUUGACUGUGAUAAGGCUGCAAACAUCACCUUUUGCUUCAGUGUAAAGCCAAACUGUCUUUGCAGCACUUUUACUGUAGUACUGCCAGCGAAAUAAUGUGGUGCAGCAUCUUACCUGUGACAGUUUCAUGAUUCAGUUCACUUAUACUGACUGACAACGAAGCAGGCUCCUGGCACAAAGUGCUGUUGCAUGCCCCCUUUUUUCCUCCUUUUUUGUUGUCUUUUUUUUUGCAAACUUGAAGACUACACACACUAGAAGGCUACUGUUGAAAUGAAUGCCUAAUUAACCCUGACCUCCGACAUGUCAUCCUGUCAAGCUUACUGUGUUGUAAUGACAGCUUGAUAGCAUUUUGAUGAUACAGAAGUUCUUAUGUGAAGUGCUUCUGUAUCAAAUGCAUAAAUGCGCUGAGAUUUCAGGAUGCAAAAGUCUGAAAUAAAUGAGGGUUCAAAGUAUGGGCAACAGAUGCAGGCAUCAACUGUCAUCUUUGAAGUUUAUUGGUAAUCUUUCUUCAAGGAGCAGUUGCUUUCACACAGUUGCAAAACGAGAUCAGUGAAGUGCCAGAACAUGCGUGGGCUUUGCUAGUAUCAAUGCAUUACAUUCAGCCUGCAGUCUUGUUUUCCAACUGUGCCACAGUGAGUGCUCUUUGAAAGAAGUGUUCAAUAAACUUUGCAGUUGAAAACUGUUGCCUGUGCCAUUUGCUUGUUUUCUGCACAUACAUUUUGUGAGGCAUUAAGGUGAACACUCUGUGCUCUCUAAGAGGUUAAAAGUCUGGAUAUGCUCAUGUACAUGUGCUCAUGAAGUGGCCAUGAGAUAAUGAAGCAACCUUCCUGAUGGAGAAGAAAGUUGUGCAUGCUCUAUGAGCACAAAAACCGGCUGUGUAAGCCUUCUAAACAUGACAAGACAGAUGCCUCAGCAUUGUCUGAUGGCUUGCAGUUUACCUUCUAUGAAAUGCGCAGAUGGUUCAGAAGUUCACUGUUACACCCAUGGCCAGCAGUGCAAAAAGUUUUUUCAAACACUUCUUGCUGUGCUUUCAAGACUGCCAUGUCAGACUUCGACAAGAGUUGUGCCAUUUCUGUAUGCUGCAGUGUUGCAGCUAAAGUAAGAAAGCAAUGUGUCGCCAUUGCUAUUGUAAGUCUUUCAAUCUUUCUACAGUCAGUCACGAUACAGGAUGGCAUUGAACAAGACUGUGAACGCUCCAGGGUGUACAACUGAAGCUUGCAUGUGCUUAAGGUGCCUGAUGUUACUGUGGCACUGCAGAAGUUUGUAUUUUCUCUCUGAACUCUUGCGACACUGAUAGAACCAUAUCACUUGUGCUUGUUCCCGGUGCUGUCUUCCUCUUACUGCUAAGCUUUCACUCUUGUCUUUGAUGUUUGUGGGUAAUAUAGCCAUUAGUAAUCAGUAAAAACAGGGUGAUCUUUUCCAGGGUGAAUGUGUUGUCAAGUGGCAUGAUACACCACGAAGAAUUCCAGAACAUGGUCUGUUAUGAGCUGUUCCAAAAUCUACAAACAACACACACCAUCCUGUGACGUCAGAGUUGCAGCAUGUUGUUUGAAAAAAAGUAGAUGACACUGAAGCCUGGAAUCUUCUCUUCUUCUUCAAAAAAAAGUACAGAUUCCUGCAUGCUUCCCUAAUCACAUGGAUGUUUCAUCCACUGAGGCAUUUUAUCAUGGCUAAUAUUUUACAGAUAAAGUAUUUAUUCAUUAAAAAUGUUAUUGAGACUUCGACCUGAUCUGCAGGGUAAAAAGACGGUUAGAGGUGGGCUUAAACAUUUUAUUGAGCUCUCGUGUGUUGGCCUAGUUGUUUUGCAUAUAUUUGUGAAGAUCUCUGCCAUACUAAAAGUGACUAAUUAUCUAACAUAACUGCUCGUUAUUUCUGACUAGCUUGCAUAAUAUACAAGCUCAAACAAUGUACUUGAACAGUUGAAACUGCACAGCUCAUGUGGGCAUUAUGUGCAUUCACAUUCGUGUAAUGCCUAAUUUUGCUGGAUCAAUAUUUACCCCUUGAUGUACUCAAAACUUUGUACUUAUGCUUACAUGAUAUUACAGCAAAAAGCACAAGCACACGCUUACCUGCCUUGGGUUGUUGUUUUUGUUUCUUUUGCAGUAUAACUAAAAAUAAGAAAGGCCUUGAUUAUAUAUUCUGGCUUAAAUAGCCAUACCAGGUUUAAAGUGUGGUAUAUACUAUGAAACCUACAACUUACAACUAUGGCUGUUUGUGUCACUCCAGAAUCAUAAGAUUGUCAGCUGAAUGGCCAUUUCAUCACUUCUUGCUCAAACUUGUCACAAUGUGAGGCAUCACUGGAAAGUCAUAAAGGUCAGCUGGAGACAAACAUAUACAUGAACGACCAGAGGCUGUCACAUCUAUAGUUCAGUCUAGACCUUACCUCUGGUUCAUCCAACUGCUUGAAAUUUGUGCUACAUGCAUUCCUUAUCCUGAACACAUGAUCUGGUCUGUUUUCUGUCAUGUUUAUCUCAUCCUUCAGUCAUCCUCACUUUUGGGCUGUGCAGCUCUCUGCACGAUAGUAUAAUAGACUGUCAGAUGAGCACUUGUCAGGUUGCUUACAUUACUUUGGUACCUGGUUGAGAUAGUUGUACCACUUUUUAUUUUCCUCUUAUCGCACGAACAUGUGCUGGUUUGUUUUGUUCUGCAAUCAUUUAGCUCACUCACACUUCACUAAACUGAAUACAUUAUGUUCCUUGAAAGUAAUAUGGGCUGGUGUAAUGAAACAAUUCUGUUCAACCAAUUCUAUCUUAUUCUUAACAUUUGUUGCUCCGGAUGGCAGCCAUUUGCAGUGAUAUUGCAAGUAAGGUGCAGCUUGGCCGAUGAAGAAGCACGCAAAGGAGUUGAAAUAGAAUUGGUUACUUAAGAACUGAAAGUUGGGCUAGUUGGUGUUCAUUCAUUAUUAACUGCAGCACAACCUGAAAACAAUGGCCAGAAAGAAAGUCAACACGCAGAGUGCUCUGUGUUUUAACCUUGUGUCUCUCUGUUGUCUUCUUUGUCGUGCUGCAAUUAAUAAUGAAAUAGAAUUGUUACAUCAUUUCAGCAAUGGAUUAUCAUGACCCUGUGCCUUCAUUCUUAGGUAAUUUCAGAGUUAUCUUUUGGUUUGACUAACCUGGCUGUGUUCUCGUUGCAAGGUAUAUUUCCUAUCCAUGUGUUCAUUCCCUUCUUGGGAUUUUUAAAUAAUGUACCUGCUCAUUUAUGUCUACUGAUGACACUCUUGCCACAAUGUAUUGUUUUGGGGUGUGACUGCAACUUAACUUUUUUGGGCUGGUUUGAGAGACAAAAAUGUUUUGGGUCGGUUUAGUCUGGAGCAGGAGGCUUUCUUUCAUUGUUAUUGACUUUUGAAUUUCCUCUUGCUAGCCACUGAUGGUGAUUAUGGCGCAUAUGUUUGUUGUGUUGCAUUGUUAUGCUAUGUGCUCUUAGCCUUCCCUCUCCACUGGAAACAAUUAAAGUGACAAAUUUACCUUCCA
This is a messenger RNA of Dermacentor silvarum, 7810 nucleotides long. It is a transcript of the gene wwk, whose product is annotated as anoctamin-8-like. Bases 631 to 2841 code for a protein of 736 amino acids. Gene Ontology annotation, cellular component: plasma membrane. NCBI's taxonomy places the organism in Eukaryota, Metazoa, Arthropoda, Arachnida, Ixodida, Ixodidae. Gene Ontology annotation, biological process: chloride transmembrane transport. The transcript is spliced from 17 exons. The record is from RefSeq and is a predicted model, not a curated record. Gene Ontology annotation, molecular function: chloride channel activity.